AUGUACCUAGGCGUAGACACCCGCGAGACCAGACUCGUGCCCGCAGACACCCGCGAGAAGAGACUGGUGCCCGCAGACACCCGCGAGACCAGACUCGUGCCCGCAGACACCCGCGAGACCAGACUCGUGCCCGCAGACACCCGCGAGAAGAGACUGGUGCCCGCAGACACCCGCGAGACCAGACUCGUGCCCGCAGACACCCGCGAGACCAGACUCGUGCCCGCAGACACCCGCGAGAAGAGACUGGUGCCCGCAGACACCCGCGAGACCAGACUCGUGCCCGCAGACACCCGCGAGACCAGACUCUUGGCCGCAGACACCCGCGAGACCAGACUCGUGCCCGCAGACACCCGCGAGACCAGACUCGUUCCCGCAGACACCCGCGAGACCAGACUCGUGCCCGCAGACACCCGCGAGACCAGACUCGUGCCCGCAGACACCCGCGAGACCAGACUCGUGCCCGCAGACACCCGCGAGACCAGACUCCUACCCGCAGACACCCGCGAGACCAGACUCGUGCCCGCAGACACCCGUGAGACCAGACUCCUACCCGCAGACACCCGCGAGACGAGACUCGUGCCCGCAGACACCCGCGAGACGAGACUGGUGCCCGCAGACACCCGCGAGAAGAGACUGGUGCCCGCAGACACCCGCGAGACCAGACUCGUGCCCGCAGACACCCGCGAGACCAGACUCUUGGCCGCAGACACCCGCGAGACCAGACUCGUGCCCGCAGACACCCGCGAGACCAGACUCGUGCCCGCAGACACCCGCGAGACCAGACUCGUGCCCGCAGACACCCGCGAGACCAGACUCGUGCCCGCAGACACCCGCGAGACCAGACUCCUACCCGCAGACACCCGCGAGACCAGACUCGUGCCCGCAGACACCCGUGAGACCAGACUCCUACCCGCAGACACCCGCGAGACGAGACUCGUGCCCGCAGACACCCGCGAGACGAGACUGGUGCCCGCAGACACCCGCGAGACGAGACUGGUGCCCGCAGACACCCGUGAGACCAGACUCCUACCCGCAGACACCCGCGAGACCAGACUCGUGCCCGCAGACACCCGCGAGACCAGACUCGUGCCCGCAGACACCCGCGAGACCAGACUCGUGCCCGCAGACACCCGCGAGACCAGACUCCUACCCGCAGACACCCGCGAGACCAGACUCGUGCCCGCAGACACCCGUGAGACCAGACUCCUACCCGCAGACACCCGCGAGACCAGACUCGUGCCCGCAGACACCCGCGAGACCAGACUCGUGCCCGCGAGACCAGACUCGUGGCUAAUAUACGUUUUCAACCCCACUGUCUCAUUCUUACUUUCAAAAAUGACACCCCCAGAAGCUCCCGAGUUGAAGGCAAGGCUCCAGCAGCCGCCAACAACGACGGUGAAGCCCUCAACAGCAGCCGCCAACAACGACGGUGAAGCCCCGCAGCAGCAGCCGCCAACAACGACGGUGAAGCCCUCAACAGCAGCCGCCAACAACGACGGUGAAGCCCUCAGCAGCAGCCGCCAACAACGACGGUGA
Procambarus clarkii (red swamp crayfish) is the source of this 1536-nucleotide messenger RNA. NCBI's taxonomy places the organism in Eukaryota, Metazoa, Arthropoda, Malacostraca, Decapoda, Cambaridae. The record is from RefSeq and is a predicted model, not a curated record.